AUGGAGGCGAACGUCGACGUUUUUUGGGCGCUCAGCUCAACAUUCGCCGUCAGCUCUCAGGCCGGCAUCAAACCCAACGAGGUCAUCUACGGUGUGCUCAUCUCCUCCUGGGCCAAGACCUCUCCAGAGCGGGCAGAGGGCUUGUUGCGGAGGAUGGUGGAGGAUCACUUGGUCCCGAACGUGAUCGCCUGCACCUCGGUGGUCAGUGCCUGGGCCAGGAAGGGCAAGGCCUGCCAGGCGCGGAGGGCCUUCGAGGACAUGCGCCAGGCCGAAGUGCAGCCCAACGUCAUUGCCUGGAACGCGGUGCUGGACGGCUACGCCAAGGCCGCGGAUGCUUCGAGGGCCUCCAGGUGCCUGCAGGAGAUGCUCGAGCACAAGGCCUCGCCGAACGCGGUGUCCUUCACGAGUUUGGUGGAUUGCCAGAGCCGCCAGGACGCGGCGGCGGCGGGGGAGUGGGUGCGGCGCAUGGAGCGUUGCUCGGUGCGGCCGUCGGCAGUGACCUUCACGGCGUUGCUCAGAGGCUAUGCCAGAUCGGGGCAAGUGGCAGAAGCAGCCGCCACGCUGCACAGGAUGGCCGCGAAGGGCUUGUCCCUGGACGUGGUGGCGUGGACCGCGAUGCUCGGCGCCUGCGCCGAGCGCUGGGACGUGGCGCUGUGUGCCUUGCGUCAGAUGCGGCAGCUGCAGGUCCUGCCCAACCAGAUCACUCUGCAAGCUCUGCGGCACGCUGGCAGGAGGGCGACGGGCGGCGAGGGCGACGGCGAGUGCUCCAAAGCUGGGCAGUCGCCAGUCAUUCUGGUUCCCCUGUGCUUCGCCUUUAGCCUCAGAGGCCCAGCAACGGCAUGGUGGCGCCGAGAGAUUCAGAUUCAGCCGGAGGGCUCUCUGAAGGAGACACUGGCAGGCCUGGCUAAGACCCACAUCUCUGUGCGGCCAUCCCCAGACAUAGAGGACCAGCUGAUACUCUUGCACGCAGACCCGGCCGUGCUGCUGAUCCCCAACCUUUGGAGACGUGAGGCCUGCGAGCAGCUUAUUGCCGUGGCGAGAGGCAGCGGUGCCAUGAGACAGUCGCACGCAACAGGCGUCAGCGAUGCAGAAGCGCAGGCCCUCCGAACCAGCGGCAGCGUGGUCAUGAAGCCUGAGAUGGCAAGGCGGUUUGGUGCAGAGCGCCUGGUCCGCAAGCUGUUUCGCGACCUCGCCGUGCUAGGAGUUGGAGGCCCGCAAAGCGGCUACGGAGAAUUUCCGCAGGUGGUGCGGUACGAGCACGGUCAGCACUUUGCUGAGCACCAGGAUGCCUUUAACUGGGAGCAAGUCCAGCAGGAUGGCUACCAGCGACAAGCAACCUUUCUCUUGUACCUGAACGAUGUUGAAAAGGGCGGCGCCACGAGGUUUCCAGAGCUGGGCAUAGAUGUGCAGCCGCGCUGCGGCCAGGGCCUGCUUUUCUUCCCGGCCUUCAAGGAUGGCAGGCAAGAUGUGCGGACAGCCCAUUCUGCAGAAGCGGCAGUUGACGAGAAAUGGAUUGCACAGGUGUGGAAGGGCAAGAAUGCAGCCACUUCCAGCCAGCUGGUCAGCUCAUUGCUAUCAGAGCACAUGGGUGCCGCCAUGGGAAACCUCCUCUCAGAGUGCAAGAGGCUCGCCGCUCCCUCGCCCUUCGCCGCUCCCUCGCCGGUGUGCCUUGCGUCAGAUGCGGCAGCUGCAGGUCCUGCCCAACCAGGCGCUGCCAAGAUCACUCUGCAAGCUCUGCGGCACGCUGGCAGGAGGGCGACGGGCGGCGAGGGCGACGGCGAGUGCUCCAAAGCUGGGCAGUCGCCAGGAAAACAGGACUGA
This is a messenger RNA of Effrenium voratum, 1821 nucleotides long. Lineage: Eukaryota; Dinophyceae; Suessiales; Symbiodiniaceae. The record is from the annotation of a GenBank genome assembly.